GCAACUCAUGUUAAAAUUGAUAUGGUUCACCAAUUAUUAAAAAGUUUGCAUAGAUCUGCAAUUACCACGAUGAAUUUUGAUUUCUAGCUAAAUAGGCCUUUCUUAAUUAUAUUUUAUCAGAAUUGUGUGGUACAUACAUAUCUAAAAACCCUCUCUCUUUCUAUAUACAUAAAAGUCAAGAGUUGUGGUGAAUCAAACUCAAUUAAGUUUUUCAGUAAGCUCACCAUUUCCUCUCUGAUAUAGAGGUUCACGACAAAUCCAGCUUUGAAACCUUUCUUGCCUCCCAAGAAACCUUUCUUGCCUCCCAAGAAACCUUUCUUGGUUCCCAAGAAACCUAAAUCAAAAUCAUUUUUUUCUGAAACAGAGCUGCAAAAAAUGGCAAUAAUGGGUGAAGUAUGGACUAACAUAGGGUCUGCUGUCGCAAGCCUCGUGUUCAUAUACACGAUCUUCGAAAGAUUCUUCCCUUAUCAUCUCCGUGAAAAUCUCGAGCCCUUAGUGCAAAGGUUCAUCAAUCUUUUCUACCCGUACAUACAGAUAAAGUUCUUUGAAUAUAGCGGCGAACGGUUCGAGCGAAACGAUGAUUAUGCAACGAUCCAGAACUAUCUCAGUAAAGACUCUUCUUCUCGAGCAAAGAAACUAAGGGCCAACACAAGCAAAGGAAGUAAAUCUAUUGUCCUUAGCAUGGACGACCAUGAAGAGAUCACUGAUGAGUUUAAAGGAGUCAAGGUUUGGUGGCAAUCAAAGAAGCACCAAACCGAUAGCCGGUCUAUUUCCUAUUUCCCUAAAACCGAGGAAUCGAGAUUCUACAUCCUCAAGUUCCAUGUACGUGACAGGCACGUAAUUACAAACAGGUAUCUUGAUCAUAUUAGAAAAGAAGGGAAGAAGAUGGAGGUGAAGAACAGAGAGAGGAAGCUUUAUUCGAACAAUCCAAGCCAGAACUGGUCUGGCUAUAAUCAGACGAAAUGGAGCCAUGUCACUUUCGAGCAUCCCGCGACUUUUGAUACUCUUGCUAUGGAAAAUGAGAAGAAAGAAGAGAUCAAGAACGAUCUUACGAAGUUUAGUAAUAGCCAAGAUUACUACAAGAGAAUUGGGAAAGCUUGGAAGAGAGGAUAUCUCUUGCACGGUCCACCGGGAACUGGAAAAUCAACUAUGGUAGCUGCAAUGGCCAAUUUCUUGGAUUAUGAUGUCUAUGAUCUUGAAUUGACAACGGUUAAGGAUAACACAGAGCUAAGGAGGCUAUUGAUUGAGACUUCAGGGAAGUCGAUAAUUGUUAUCGAAGAUAUUGAUUGUUCUCUUGAUCUAGCUGGUCAGAGAAAGCAGAAGAAGGAGGAGGAGGAGGAAGACGACGAAGAUGAGAUUAGCCCAAUUGAGAAGCAAAUGAAGAAAGAAAAAGGUGAGAAUACAGGAAGCAAAGUGACAUUAUCAGGGUUAUUGAAUUUCAUAGAUGGGUUAUGGUCAGCUUGUGGUGGUGAGAGGAUCAUUGUGUUCACUACUAAUUUCAUAGAUAAAUUAGAUCCGGCUUUGAUUCGAAAAGGAAGAAUGGAUAAGCAUAUAGAAAUGUCUUAUUGUGGGUUUGAAGCGUUUAAAGUGUUGGCAAGGAAUUAUUUGUAUGCUGAGGAAGAAGGUGAGCUGUUUCAAGAGAUUAAGAGGUUGCUUGAGGUAGAAAAAAUCAAGAUGACUCCAGCCGAUGUGGGAGAGAAUCUGUUGAUGAAAACAGAACAUGAAGCUAAAGAGACUUGUCUGAAGCGAUUGAUCGUGGCGUUGAAGGAAGAGAAAGAAGAAGCAAAGAAGAGGGUUGAGGAAGAGGAGAAGAAGAAAGAAAAAGAGAAGGAUAUUAAGAGGAAGAGGAGAGAUGAUCAGAGGGAAAAGAAAGAAGAUAUAUGAAUUGCAUAUCCAGUGUUUUUGGGGUGUGUAACUUUGAAUAUGCACAGUUCUUACGUCCUCUGUCUUAAAUUAUAAUUCUAUGUAUUUAAGUGAUCACUUGAUUAAUAAUGAUCUUUCGACUUUCUGAUUCAAUUUGUAAUU
Brassica napus (rape) is the source of this 2025-nucleotide messenger RNA. RefSeq names its product AAA-ATPase ASD, mitochondrial-like. Gene Ontology annotation, molecular function: ATP hydrolysis activity; ATP binding. The transcript has a single exon. NCBI's taxonomy places the organism in Eukaryota, Viridiplantae, Streptophyta, Magnoliopsida, Brassicales, Brassicaceae. The coding region runs from base 376 to 1884 and encodes 502 amino acids. The record is from RefSeq and is a predicted model, not a curated record.